CUUCAGUUAUGACGAUAUUCUCACCAACUUCACUACCUCAUACUCGUGACACAUGUUCCAUAAUACUGAAAAGCUUCAUUCCUUCUUGACACCUAGUCAUAAGCGAGCGAGUUUUAUUAUCAUGUCUUUCCGGGUGUCGUUGCCUUCAUCACUCCCGCACAAGGCUUACGAAACUAUCAUGCCGUUGACACUGAAGAUGACCCCAGAUAAGGUCCCGUCUUCGUUGCACGAUGGUAUAAAAGUUUUUCCUCAGUCAGAUAUACAGAGGGACCUCACGGUAAGGAAGAGCACGACAUCAGGAAAUAAUUGUUAGUAUUUCUUUUGCCCCUUCUUCCUUUUGCUUUUUUUUUGUUUCAAAUCGCCUCCGAAGAUUUCCCCUUUCUCCUCUGACUUCAAAUACCUAGUUUCGCAUCUCGAAGCAUUAUUUGCACGAACUUUUCGGGACCAUAUAAAGCCAGACCAUUCCAGCAACCUUGCCUUGGUUGCACUUAUAUCCUCAGUAUAUUCGUACUUGUAUAUAAGGACGAUAGUACGGAGUCUUCUAGCCGAUUCUCAAGCAGGCACCUCCUACUCCUUGAAAGUAACCGAUGUAAACGAGGCGAUCGUAUCAUUGGAAGUUCUUCCGGAAGGGAUCGAUCGAAAAACAUAUUGGGAAUGGGACGAACAAGAACAGGAACUGGGAAAUUCGAUUCAUGGCAAACAGAACUUUGACAUCUCCACGGACAAUAUUAGUACUGCUUGUAUCAAAUUCUGCACAUUUGGCAUGUCCUCCCUGACCUCUGGGUCUGUUACCAGCGCCACUUCUAUAACGUUAACGGAAUCUAGCGUGCCCUCUUUAGAUUACGGGUCUGCUUCAACACCUUCGAACAAUGGUAAAAAGCGAACGGGAUCUGAAGAAGACAACGACCGUUACCCUUCCGAUAGUGAAAAAGGCAAGGCUCCAAAACAGCCAAAGAUCGAUAUGGGUGCGGAAAAUGGACAAGUCCGACUUGCAUGCCCCUACCGAAAGCACAAUUCAGUAAAGUACAGUAUACAUGGUUCGCGUGUUUGUGCAAUGAAUUACUGGCUGUCUGUUUCUAGAAUAAAGUUAGUGUCCCUCAUAUUCGACUAGACCAACCAAUUAACAAAACACAGAGAACAUUUAUACCGAGUCCAUCGAGCACCAAUCCAAUGCCGAAGAUGCGGGGCCACUUUCAAAACCGAGAGUGAGCACGAUUCUCAUAUUACGGCUCUCACGGCAUGCAGCCUUACUUCAUUUCCACCCAGUGACGGUAUAACGGGGGAUGUCGAACGAAAGCUACGAAGCCGGAAACAAUCUCCUACAUCUAAAAGUGAGGCGAAGCGUUGGGAAAACAUAUAUCGGAUUCUUUUUCCCAAUGAUGAAGAUGUACCUGAGCCCUGUAAGUUUUAUCCGAUGAAUCUUCUUUCGUUGCCCUGCUAAGAAGUAAACGAGACUUUGAACCAAUUCAGGAGGAGACGUUAAGGACACCAAAUUUGGUCGACCUGAAUGACUACGAGCUUUUCUCGCGCCGGGAAUACCCAAAUUUGAUCCGCUCCGCCUUACGUACCUUGAGCCCCUCAUUGUCUUCUGAGACUUGGGUAAAUGAUGUGGCUGAGACGAUUCAAAACUGCCACCAAGUUCUCCUAUCAAGCUACAGGGCCCAACACGUUUCCGACUCCACAUCUCGAAUGAUCUCAGAAUCAGAUGAAGAUGCACUAUUCCUAGAUUGUGGACCGACAUCAAUUUUCCCAUCGGCCUCCGAAGUUGGAACCUCUCCUGAGUCUAUCUUCACCCAGCCAAUUGAAAAUUUCGAUAUAGAUUUUUCAGAUAACUUUUGCCAUUUUUUGCCACUCACUCCGACGCAAGGGGGGUUUGGGACCCGUUUGUCGCGGAAGAUGUUCCUCAGCUUUACUUGAAUAAUCCCUCGACAGUUUUCGAGGUAGAGAAAGAAUAGGAGCGUUUUAUUCCAUCUACCUUGGAAGAAUGGCGGCAUGCUGGGCAGAUUCGCGAACGAAAUAGGUUGAACGUUCGUUCAUGAGAACAAAUAUUCGCGGGUGUUACAUUGGCAUGCGAUUAGAAACAAGGGUGUAUCUGUGAUGUUUUAUAUAUAAAGGAUCUUCUUUCUUUUCAGAUCCGUCCUCGCUUAUGGUUCGUUUUCUUCAAGUAUGGUGGUCUGACUUGACUAUCUCACAAUAUUUUAUUGGGAUAUCAUCCUCCCGGAAGUUACUUUAUUAUAAGAUCUAGAAAAAAAG
Messenger RNA from Hymenoscyphus albidus, 2253 nucleotides. NCBI's taxonomy places the organism in Eukaryota, Fungi, Ascomycota, Leotiomycetes, Helotiales, Helotiaceae. The record is from the annotation of a GenBank genome assembly.